UUGACAUUGACCAAAAAGAAUUACAGUGAUACUCCCUCUCACACACUUCUUUUCCGCAUAAAAUCUUCCCCUUUCCUCUCUCGAGAUUUCUCUCCCCCAUCUUCUCGCUCUGUCUUCAGUGCAGAGAUUUCUAUUCAGUCGACCAAAUGGACCAGUAUGAAAAAGUUGAGAAGAUUGGUGAAGGAACAUAUGGAGUAGUUUAUAAGGCUCGUGACCGCGUUACAAAUGAAACUAUUGCUUUAAAGAAAAUUCGUUUAGAGCAGGAAGAUGAGGGAGUGCCAAGCACUGCUAUUAGAGAAAUUUCUUUACUGAAGGAGAUGCAGCAUGAAAAUAUUGUCAGGCUACAAGAUGUUGUGCAUAGCGAGAAACGGCUGUAUCUGGUAUUUGAAUAUCUGGACCUGGAUCUGAAGAAACAUAUGGAUUCAUGUCCAGAGUUUGCAAAGGAUCCACGUCUGAUUAAAAUGUUUCUGUAUCAAAUACUGCGUGGUAUCGCUUAUUGUCAUUCCCAUAGAGUUCUGCAUCGCGAUCUCAAACCCCAAAACCUGCUCAUAGAUCGCCGUACCAAUGCUCUAAAGCUUGCAGAUUUUGGACUUGCCAGGGCAUUUGGAAUUCCAGUCAGGACAUUUACACACGAGGUGGUGACACUUUGGUACAGGGCCCCAGAGAUACUCCUUGGAUCCCGCCACUACUCCACACCAGUUGAUGUGUGGUCAGUUGGUUGUAUUUUUGCUGAGAUGGUGAACCAACAGCCAUUGUUUCCGGGGGAUUCUGAGAUUGAUGAAUUAUUUAAGAUUUUCAGAAUUGUGGGUACCCCAAAUGAGGAUACCUGGCCUGGAGUAACAGCUCUUCCUGAUUUUAAGUCUGCCUUCCCAAAAUGGCCAUCUAAGGAACUGGGAAACGUAGUCCCAAAUCUCGAUGUGGCCGGUCUCAAUCUCCUCAAAAAAAUGCUUUGCUUGGAUCCCAGCAGAAGAAUUACUGCCAGGAGUGCACUUGAGCAUGAAUACUUCAAGGAUAUCGGGAUUGUUCCUUAAGUCUUAUCUCUCCGGCUGGAAUUGUAUAUUCAUGAUAGAGUUUAUGGUGUUUGAUUUUUUAAGAUAUGUGUGCUAGUAUUUUGAUAAUUAUUUACUUUCCUUCUCCUUGGACGUGGUUCGUAUUGCAUCCAAGCUGGAUUGCUGGAGCAAUCAUAUAUAGUCUCUCCCUGCAUUCUAAAAUGUGAUGUUCAAUGGCACAUGUAUUGUCAAAUUUUUUGUAAUUCUUUGUACUGUUGCUAGGCAUACAUUUGAAAUCUUUUAUUCAAGGAAGUAUGUUUUGAUUGA
This is a messenger RNA of Daucus carota subsp. sativus, 1316 nucleotides long. RefSeq names its product cell division control protein 2 homolog A. The record is from RefSeq and is a predicted model, not a curated record. Gene Ontology annotation, cellular component: cytoplasm; cyclin-dependent protein kinase holoenzyme complex; nucleus. Gene Ontology annotation, biological process: regulation of G2/M transition of mitotic cell cycle; protein phosphorylation; G1/S transition of mitotic cell cycle. Lineage: Eukaryota; Viridiplantae; Streptophyta; Magnoliopsida; Apiales; Apiaceae. Gene Ontology annotation, molecular function: cyclin binding; cyclin-dependent protein serine/threonine kinase activity; ATP binding. Bases 147 to 1031 code for a protein of 294 amino acids. The transcript has 9 exons.